Molecule: messenger RNA, 510 nt
Organism: Aureobasidium uvarum
Lineage: Eukaryota; Fungi; Ascomycota; Dothideomycetes; Dothideales; Saccotheciaceae
Source: the annotation of a GenBank genome assembly
AUGUCUGACAAGAACACUUCCACCCUCCAGUCGUACAUCGACUCCGCCUCUGGCGCCGCCCAAUCCGCUCUGGGUUCGCUGAUUGGUAGCAACGCCGACAAGAAGGCCGAAGCCGACCUCAANAACGACGCCUCCCACGCCGGCGCAAACAUCGGCGGCUACAGCGUCAGCGCCUCGGGCGUCGCCGCCAACGACCCCGACCGCAGCGCCGGCAGCUGGAACCAAACCCUGGGCUCCGGCAAGGAAGCCCUCGGCAACCUCGUCGGCAACGAGUCGCUCAAGCAGCAAGGAGCAGAGCAAAACGCUCAAGGCAAGGAGCAAGAAGCCAAGGGCCAACUCAACGACUUGGGCUCUGGUAUCGCAGACCGUGUGUCUGGUACCGUUGGUGGUGCUGUUGCGGGCAUUACUGGCAAUGAGGCUGACAAGGCAAAGUACCAGGCCAAGCAUGAUGAGGGAAAGACUCAGCAGCGUGGCGUUGAGGCUGAUCUCGACAAGCAGGCUAGAGCGUAA